Cheilinus undulatus (humphead wrasse) is the source of this 4887-nucleotide messenger RNA. It is a transcript of the gene usp8, whose product is annotated as ubiquitin specific peptidase 8. Gene Ontology annotation, biological process: Ras protein signal transduction; protein K63-linked deubiquitination; endosome organization. The record is from RefSeq and is a predicted model, not a curated record. Gene Ontology annotation, molecular function: cysteine-type deubiquitinase activity. The transcript is spliced from 19 exons. NCBI's taxonomy places the organism in Eukaryota, Metazoa, Chordata, Actinopteri, Labriformes, Labridae. Gene Ontology annotation, cellular component: cytosol; extrinsic component of plasma membrane; dendritic spine. The coding region runs from base 164 to 3430 and encodes 1088 amino acids.
UACAAGAGAGAAGAAGAGGAGGAGGCGGAACAAGGAAUCAGGAAUCAGCUGUCAAAAAAAGUGUAAAGUGUAAGCAACCGAUCAGAUUGAGAGAUGUCCAGAGCUUGUGUACAUCAUUGACUGUUUGUCUGCCUGUGAGCUCUGACUGAAAACACCCGUGAAGAUGCCUGCAGUGUCCACCGGGGUCAAGGACCUGUACCUGUCCACUUCUCUGGGAGACCUCAAUAAAAAGGCUGAGAUUAAGCCAGACAAGACAAGUACAAGAAACUAUGUUCAGAGUGCCUGUAAAAUCUUCAAGGCGGCAGAGGAGUGUCGCCUGGACCGGGAUGAGGAGAGGUCAUAUGUCUUGUACAUGAAAUAUUUAACAGUAUAUGACAUCAUCAAGAAGAGACCAGACUUCAAGCAGCAACCGGAGUAUUACAUGACCAUGCUUGGGCCAAACAAUUUUAAGAAAGCCAUUGAAGAAGCAGAGAAGCUCUCUGAAAGCCUUAAACUCAGGUAUGAGGAGGUUGAGGUUCGUAAAAAACUUGAGGAGAAGGAGAGACAAGAGGAGAAGAAGAGGAGGGAGGAGAUGUCAGAGAAAGAUGGUGGUCAAAGCUCUCCAAAAUCAUCUGCUGCAAACAAGAAGGACAGCAAAAAGGUAAAAGGAGAACAUAAUGAACUGAAGAAUACAACCUCAAAAGCUGCAGGACCACCUGGUGGAAUUACAGCAGAGAAACUUUUCAACAUGAUGAAGGACCAGACAAUCACAACAAUUGUCAUGGAUGCUCGCAGCCACCAGGACUUUGAAGAGUCUCACAUUCAGGUCCCAGCUCAGACCUGUAUCUCAGUACCUGAGGAGGCCAUUAGUCCAGGAAUCACUGUGAAUCAGAUUGAGGCAAAGCUUCCAGAGGAGUCUAAAGAGCACUGGAGGCGGCGGGGAUUAGUGGAUUAUAUAGUCCUGCUGGACUGGUUCAGCUCUGUGACAGACCUUAAACUUGGCACCACCUUACAGAGCCUGAAAGACGCUCUCUUUAAGUGGGACAGCAUCACUAUCCUGCGCAGUGAGCCGCUGGUGCUAGAGGGAGGCUACGAGAACUGGCUAUUGUUUUACCCCAUGUACACAACCAACGCCAAAGUCCGACCCCCUAGACAGAACUUCAUCAACACACUCCCUCAGUUGAACUUUAGCUACCCAUCCCUAGAGGAACCAAAGCCUCCGACCCCAGCCCCACCUCAACCACAGCCUGAGCCUCAACCAGAGCUUCAGGAACCCUCAGCUCCUGUGCUGGUGAACGGGGUCGCACCAGCAGAGCCCCCAACAUCUAAAACUUCCAUGGUCGCUGACAGGUUGCCAGACACUGUCGAUUCCCAUAUUCCAGGCACCACAAACUCUGGGUCGGACCUCAGUAAGGGCCCUGCGAUGGGUACAUCUAGCCAAUCACCUGCAACAACCAAGGCCUUCCCACAGUUUGACCGCACCAAGAAACCUUCUGUCCGAGUAUCUGAUGACCCCAAACCCAGCCAGAAUGGGUUGGCUAAAGAUCCCACCCAGAACGGCCCUGUUAUCCCUGACCGCUCAGUCAAACCCCCCUUUAACCCCAGCUCUUCUCUGUCCCAAGAGGAACAAAGUCAGAUUCACUCUGAGGCGGUGGCCGUGAUGGAGAAAGCGAGACUAGAGCAGGAGAAACGCAACCAGGAGCGUCGGUUAGAGGAGGAGAGGCGGGAGAAAGAGCUGAAAGAGAGACUGGAAAAGGAGGAACGUGAAAAGAAGAAGAAGGACGAGGAGGAGAAGGGACCUCAGGACAAAAAGAGACUAGAGAGGCAAAAGGCAGAAGAAGAGGAAGACAAACAAAGCAGAGUGUGGGAGGAGAAAGAGAGGAGGGGGAAGGAGCAGAACUCUGAAACACCCUCCAAGAGUAUGUCUCUGGACUCACCUGCUCCUCACCAUGUUGUCAGUGAAAUUAAGAGGGAACCCCUGACACGAGCAAGGAGUGAGGAGAUGGGUAGGAGUGUACCAGGCCUUCCAGAUGGUUGGAUGAAGUUCCUCGACACGGUCACAGGAACGUACCGAUACUAUCAUUCCCCAACCAACCGGGUCCACCUGUACCCUCCUGAGGUCACCGUUCCCCAACCAACUCCUCCCCCCACACCGCCAACAGUCAAACAGAAACCACCACAACCCCCUGAGCCUGACGCCAACCGUGAACGAGAGCGGGAGCAGUCCAAACUAAAACGCUCCUACUCCUCACCUGACAUCAGCCAGGACCUGAGAGAGGAGGCUCAGAAGAAGGCGGCUGCCCAGACCGCUGCUCCAGUCAUACCCACGAUCAACAGAGAGACCAAACCCGCUCCUGCUAAAGUCUACUCUAAAGUGGAGAUUGUGAGACCAUCAGCUGCCAAAAUCCGCAACCUCAAUCCUACCUUUGGAGGUCUGGGUGCAUCGCUGACUGGCCUCCGUAACAUGGGGAACACAUGCUACAUGAACUCCAUCUUACAGUGUCUGUGCAACACUCCUGCCUUGGCCGAGUACUUCAACAACAAUCUCUACAUGGAGGACAUCAACAGGUACAACAUACUUGGCCAUAAAGGGGAGGUGGCAGAGGAGUUUGGCGUGAUCAUGAAGGCUCUGUGGGCUGGUUUGUACAAGUGUAUAAGCCCACGCGACUUUAAGAUCACCAUAGGAAAGAUCAAUGAGCAGUUUGCUGGUUAUGACCAGCAGGACUCCCAGGAGCUGCUGCUGUUCCUCAUGGAUGGACUCCAUGAAGACCUCAACAAGGCGGACAACAGGAAGCGAUACAAAGAGGAGGAAAAUGACCAUCUGGACGAUCAAACAGCAGCAGACCUGGCCUGGAGUAAACACAAGCUGCUGAAUGAGUCCAUCAUUGUAGCACUGUUCCAGGGUCAGUUCAAGUCAACUGUGCAGUGUCUGACCUGUCAUCGCAAGUCACGGACGUUUGAGACUUUUAUGUACCUGUCGCUGCCUCUUGCCUCCACCAGCAAGUGCUCGCUGCAGGACUGUCUGAGACUGUUUUCGAAGGAGGAGAAGCUGACUGAUAACAAUAAGGUGUUCUGCAGACAUUGCAAAGCCCACAGAGAUUCCACCAAGAAACUGGAGAUCUGGAAAGUUCCUCCUAUUCUCCUGGUGCACUUAAAACGAUUCUCUUAUGAAGGCAGGUGGAAGCAGAAGCUGCAGACGUCUGUAGAUUUCCCCUUAGACUGUCUGGACCUGGCCCAGUAUGUUAUUGGACCCAAACAGAAUCUGAAGAGAUAUAAUCUUUUUGGAGUGUCUAACCACUACGGCGGUUUAGAUGGUGGACAUUACACAGCCUACUGUAAGAACGCCCCUAAACAACGCUGGUACAAGUUCGACGACCAUGAGGUGUCUGAUAUCUCCACCUCCUCCGUCAAGUCCUCUGCAGCCUACAUCCUGUUUUACUCCAGCCUGUGAUGAGGCUGUAGGAAACAAAGAGGGAACACUACACCAGGGGCAGCGAUGCUCGAACCUACAGGUUGUUUUUAUUUUGGUUUUUAAAAUCACAGCUCUGAGGACCUGGUGCGCGUAGCUGCGGUUUAACCAAUCAUGCACGCUGAGGAUGAACUCAAGCAAGUGGCCAUGAGAUCCUGUGUGUCGCUGAUUGGAGGAAGGUGCAAUGCUUCAGCUACUAGAGGACUGUAUACCUGUUAAAACAUGCCGUCUGCUCUUAUUACUGAUAAUCUAGAGACUAAUCAGAUGCUCCUUUUACUUCUAUACCGUGAUGGUUGUGUUGUAGGGCAGACAGCUGGUUAAGAAGCUCUUCACUGUCUUUUCUGUUGCACUUUGCGAACGCAGAACUGAUUUUUAGCCUUCUUGUACUGUGCAAACACGAGGUUAAGACGGCAUGUAAAUACUAAUUAAUGCUGAUGUUGCACAUUCAGAUGUGUAAAUACUCGUGGGCGAGGUGUUUAUCUGUUAAGUGACCAAAUUCUUUUUUGUUUUUCUUAAAAGUAGCAGCCAUCAUAGCAUCAUCAUACUCAUGCAGACAAACCACAUGAUUUCUGGGUUUAACUCUUUAACCUUCUGAUGUUUAGCCUGAUCUUAAUGAUGGUAGAGACUGUGAUUGUUGAACUUUUCUGCAUUCUUUCUAAAGAGAAGAGGGAACUGAGAUUGUUGCUUGUUCAUAUUAGCCACAUUGUUGCACUCACACAAUAUGCAAUCAAGUUAUGUUGUUUAUGUAGUUCACAUUGUUAACAGCGGACGUUAAUCCUCGACUCUGAAUGCUUUAAACGAUACCCGAUGCUGUGAUUUUUGUCUGUCUUGCUUGGUGCAGGCAGAGACAGAAAAGCCUGCUUCUAAAAGCUUUGUUGUCGAGUUUUUCUCUGUUUAAUAUACUUAACUCUUGACAUAAUUAUACUCAAACAACAAAAGUAUUUAGAGGACGCAAUAUUGGGAAAACUUGGCAUCUUUUGGCUCAUCCCUGUGAUGCUAGUUUUGAAGGAAUGGAUAUUUGAGAGGCUGAAAUACAGAAUUCUUUUAUGUGACUAAUUUUAUUUCUGUGUGCAGAAUUGACCUGGGAGAAUAUGAAAUGAAAUUUUUCACUUACAUUUAUGUGUUAGUGUCAACAUUUGCUGCCUGCAGACUGACCAUAUUACCGACUGACUGACUGACUGAUGAGAGCAAGCACAAUGUAAACAGUACUGAUAUUUUUCCUGAAUGGACCAGAGGUGUGAGCCAAUGUGGGCAGGAUUUGACUCUCUUCUUUCUGAUUACAGUUUUAUUGCCUAGCAUGAGAUCAUAAUCUGUUUUCUUUCUAAUUGUACAUGUCGAUUUUAUUUCUUAAUGCUCUAAAAAGACUUUGUUUCUGAUAUAACGAUUAUAUUAACCUUCAAAAAGCUCAUAUGACUAUUUAUUAAAACUGCUUCAAAUUA